AUCUGCUAUCGCUACUACAGGUAGUGGUCAUGGCGUCUUCAUCUCUAUCAGUCGUGUUACUCCUGUGCCUGGCCGUGGCGGUGUCGGCGCAGCUGUCGCCGACGUUCUACGAUUCGUCGUGCCCCGGGGCGCUUUCCACCAUCAAGAGCGCCGUGGACGCCGCCGUGAGCAGCAACCCCCGCAUGGGCGCGUCCCUGCUCCGGCUGCACUUCCACGACUGCUUUGUCCAAGGCUGUGACGCGUCCGUUCUGCUGUCUGGCAACGAGCAGAACGCAGGCGGGAACGCGGGAUCGCUGCUUGGCAUGGACCUCAUCCAGAAAAUCAAGGACUUGGUGGAAGCCGCGUGCGACAACAACAAGCGCACCCUCAUCGUCUCCUGCGCCGACAUCCUCGCCGUCGCCGCCCGUGACUCCGUCGUCGCGUUGGGAGGGCCGUCGUGGACGGUUCAACUCGGGAGAAGGGACUCCACCACGGCUAGCGUGACACUGGCCAACAACGACCUGCCUCCGUCGUCCUUGGACGUCGCCGGCCUCAACACCAGAUUCGCCGCCAAGGGGUUCAGCUCGAUCGAUAUGGUCGCCCUCUCUGGUGCCCACACGGUUGGGCGGGCGCAGUGCAAGAACUUCAGGAACCGGCUCUACAACGAGGCCAACAUUGAUCCGGACUACGCCGCGAAGCUCAAGGCCAACUGCCCCCAGCCAACUGGCUCCGGCGACAGCAACCUGGCACAGCUGGACGACACCCCGACACCCGUUAAUGCAGACUCGUUCGACAACGGCUACUUCGUCAACCUCCAGCUCAACAAGGGACUCCUACACUCCGACCAGGUGCUCUACACCGUUGGCGCCGGUGGUGCCACUGAGAACAUGGUCGACAGCUUCGCGGCUAACCCGGAGACGUUCAGGAACGCCUUCGCAUCGGCCAUGGUGAAGAUGGGGAACCUCAGCCCGUUGACUGGCUCCCAGGGAAUGGUCAGGCGCACCUGCUCCAGCACCAAGGCGAACUAAGAAUCGUCCUUGGCACCGAAAUGAUAGCGUGAACCAUGUCUUUUUCUUUUUUUAACUAGCACAGUGGCCGUCUAAUGCGAGGACAUCAUAUUUUACUCUUCCAAAAAUGUUUAUUAUUUAUUUGUUGUUGACAUUGAUAAAUUUUCAUAGA
Messenger RNA from Triticum urartu, 1158 nucleotides. The record is from RefSeq and is a predicted model, not a curated record. Lineage: Eukaryota; Viridiplantae; Streptophyta; Magnoliopsida; Poales; Poaceae.